This is a messenger RNA of Triticum urartu, 2788 nucleotides long. RefSeq names its product putative serine/threonine-protein kinase SIS8. The record is from RefSeq and is a predicted model, not a curated record. Gene Ontology annotation, biological process: protein phosphorylation. Gene Ontology annotation, molecular function: protein serine/threonine kinase activity; ATP binding. NCBI's taxonomy places the organism in Eukaryota, Viridiplantae, Streptophyta, Magnoliopsida, Poales, Poaceae.
CGUUCAGAUGCGCGCCGCCGAGCGCAUCAGCCUGGGUGGCCCGGCCGCCGCGCCCGGGGACCGGACCACCAUGGAGGCCCUCUCCGCCCGCUACUGGAACCACAACGUGGUCAACUACGAUGAGAAGCUCUCGGAUGGCUUCUACGACGUCUGUGGCGCACCCAUGGAUCCGGGCUUCCAGGUCAAAUUCCCAUCCUUGAGCAGCCUCAGGGCGAUUCCCGUAGGGCGAGAUGUUGCUUAUGUCGUCAUUUUGGUGAACCGGGAGCGUGAUCCCAUGUUGAAGCGCCUUGAGGGGAGAGCAAUGGAGAUUGCUGCACAAAGUAGGGCAGAACGCGGUGGAAUUGCAUCAGCUGAGCUUGUACAGAAGAUAGCUAGCCUAGUAGUUGAUGCCAUGGGUGGUGUAGUGGAGGAUGCUGAUGCGAUGAACAGGGAAUGGUCCACAAAGAGCCGCCAGCUCUGUGCUGGGCUAAACAGUAUUGCCCUUCCUCUUGGUUCACUUGGAAUUGGGCUCUCGCGCCACAGAUCUCUGCUUUUUAAGGUACUAGCUGACCGAGUUAAUCUGCCAUGCAAGCUUGUCAAAGGAAUAUGUUAUACUGGAACAGAUGAAGGCGCUAUUAACUUUGUUAAAAUCGACUUUGACAGUGCUGAAUAUAUUGUUGACUUGAUGGGAGCUCCAGGCACCUUAAUACCUUCAGAGAUUUCUGUCAGUCAAUUUCAGGACUCCAACAAUAGUCAACUGAGCAGUGACGCCAUUGAAGAGAGUGUUGCAGAACUAUGCAUAGCUCUUGAGCAGGUUAGCGGUGUAUAUGAGAGUAAAAAUGACAUGGGUGGAAGUUCAUCUGAUCGUAAUUCUGUCCUAGAACUUCCGACUCCACAUUUGGAAGAUACAUGUCACACAGAGAAACCACUUAAACAACGCAUUAUCUCCGACGAAGGCCAAUUUGACGAGUUCAACAUUGAAGGCGGUAUUUCUCAGCAGAAGAAAGUGAAUGACACUUCCAAGUAUUUAGUUCCUGGAGUAGUGGACCCACAGUUUGCACAAAAUUUGCAUGACUUGCUCCUGGAGGGUGGUGCUUUGCUACCAUCUGGUUUGUUAUCAUGUCAAAAUAGUCAUAAUUCUGGCAAUACAACUGAGAUGGGCAAAAACUCUAAUCCUGAAGUUAAAGAAACUCCUGGAUGGUUGCUAGUUGCUCAAACAGGUCAAAAUACACCAGAACGUUCUGUAGCUGAAGAUUCUUUACCAAAGAUUCCCUUGCCACCUUGUGAAGAUGUACAAUACCCUGUAGAAAAUACAGAAGCAACUAUCAGAAGUUUGGGUGCUAUUUCAAUUGAGGGUGAAAGGGUUGCUGAACAAUCUUUGGCAAACAUGUCAGGAAGUAGCAGUGUGAAUUUGGGCAAGUUGAGCUGUUCUAGUACGAAAACAAUCAGCUCUGUUAUGGAUGAUGUUGCUGAAGAUGAAAUAUCAUGGGAAGAUCUUCAUAUAGGAGAGCGCAUUGGUCUAGGUUCAUAUGGGGAAGUUUAUCAUGCAGAUUGGAAUGGCACGGAGGUUGCUGUAAAGAAAUUCCUUGACCAGGAUUUGUCAGGUGUUGCACUGGAGCAAUUCAAAUGUGAAGUGCGAAUCAUGUCAAGGCUAAGACACCCCAAUGUAGUUCUUUUCUUGGGAUAUGUGACGCAACCUCCAAAUCUCUCUAUAUUAACCGAAUACCUUCCAAGAGGGAGCCUAUAUCGCCUAUUGCAUCGGCCAAAUAGCAAAGUUGAUGAAACACGAAGGUUGAAGAUGGCAUUUGAUGUGGCAAAAGGAAUGAAUUACUUGCACACUAGCCAUCCUACUAUUGUACACCGUGAUUUGAAAUCACCAAAUCUUUUAGUGGACAAAAAUUGGGUUGUUAAGGUGUCAGAUUUUGGGAUGUCAAGGUUGAAGCAUCACACUUUUCUUUCCUCCAAGUCGACAGCUGGAACACCAGAGUGGAUGGCACCAGAGGUCCUGCGUAAUGAGCCAGCUAAUGAGAUGUGUGAUGUCUACAGUUUUGGAGUAAUCCUAUGGGAAUUAGCAACGUUGCGUGUACCUUGGAGCGGGCUGAAUCCAAUGCAAGUCGUCGGAGCAGUUGGGUUCCAGAACAAACGACUAGACAUUCCCAAAGAGGUCGAUCCACUGGUUGCUAGCAUAAUAUCUUCAUGUUGGGACAACGAUCCAAGCAAACGACCAUCGUUCUCCCAGCUCUUGUCACCGCUAAAGAAAUUACAGCGGCUACUUGCUACAGAAAGCCUCUGACAAUUUGUGAGACAAAUAUCUGGAUAAACGCAAAAAAAGAAGAAAAAUAUAAGUAUUUAUGCUACUACAUGGACCAAGUUUUUCAUGUUGAAGCCCGUGGAGAUGUAUUCAAGAUCUCUGCUGUAUGGAUGCGUAUGGACAAAGGUUUUGCAUAUCCUUGUGUGAAAAUUGUCUGCAGCAGCGCGAAGGUGGUGCUGAAGAAAGCGUAGCGUGUUAGUUCCAAGUGAAGAAAAUGUGGCGCAACACGAAGUGCUCUGUGCCAUGGUAAAUAAUUGUUCAGUUCUGUAUUUGGAGCAGGGUGGGGGUGAUUCUGAGAAUCAGAAUUCACUACAAAGAUAGGAUCUUGAUUUUUGUUGGUUUAAAACAGAAAAUGGAAAGGAAAAAAAGGGAACCAAAAGUUUUUUAUGUCCGCAAAAAAUGCAGGCUUAUAUUUAGCACAUGCAGUCUUGUAUAUCAUGUAUGCAGAUGUUACUUGGCAUCUCAAUCUCUAUGAAUACAUAUUAAUACUUUCAGUUA